AUGGGUAUAUAUUCAUCUAAUGCCGAUCACAACGAUAAGAUCGUCGUUGGGCCAUACGAUGAUUCGAGGUAUACAGCAUCGUCUGGCUUGAGCUAUGCCCGACAACCUUCAACACAACCUGCGAGUUCUACCUCACAAUUAGUUUCUUCACCUCUUCUCUCGCCGCCUGUUGCCAGGGUAUCGCCUGGUCCUUCGAGCCCGCGCAGCCGCAGCCCAGCAAGUCCUCGAAGCUUUCAGUCUCUCGACAGCCCCUCCAGUACUGGAUUCCCUCUUAGUCCUUUCUAUCCGCCAUCACAAGAGAAUCAGUUCCUUAACUCUCCAGUCAGCGAUGGGUUCUACUCGCAGCGCAUGUCGGGCGCAACUGAUCCCCGAUUCGCGACAAAAGCCCCCAACAUGAUGGAGAUGGUUCUUGAGACGCCUUACUUCGACACCCCACCUCAUACUCCAGGUGAUACAAGUUUUCGAAGCACUGAUGUUCUUGAACCAACCGAAGUUCCGCUCAACAAUGGCUGGAGACCUUGGUGGUUGCGUCGAAGAGUUGUCAGCAUCUUUAUGGGAGUGUGCAUAAUGCUGGGUGUCAUCGGCGAGGUGGUGAUGUGGUGGCUCUCCCAAAAAGACGUCGAUAGCAAUCUCAAGGGUCUCUGGACUUUUGGGCCCGUUGUAGUUGUUUCAAUCGUGGCUAUACUAUGGGCUAGAGUAGAAGCUCAAGCAUUAUUGUAUAUGCCGUGGAUCGUCCUCGACCGGAAACCAACGACUGUUGACGAAACUCGACGCAAGCAAAGUCAUCGGACUAUUCUACUGGACUAUCACAGCCUUGGGAGUUUCCAAGCACUAAACGCAGCAUUCCAUAAUCGCCAUCACCUUGUGGUUGCAGCUAUUGCCAUCAAAUUCCUUCUUCGCGCUCAGAUCGUUCUGUCGACUGCCGUCUUUCAUGCUGAGAUCCACGUCGAUGGUACUUCUUUACUCCGUGCCCGGUUAGGUGUCCUCCAUGCUAUGGCAGGCACUUUUCUCAUCAUCUCUAUGGCUCUUCUUCCUAUGUUGUACCAUGCUCCCUCACCUCGUGGAAUUGCACCGCGAGAUCCCACAUCCCCUGCUGGAACUGCGACACUUCUCACAAGCAGCCAUCAAUUUCUCACCCGACUAUCGAAUACAGGACAUGCAAACAUGGACACUGUUGCUGCCAGGCUCGCAGGAUCAUGGUAUACAACGGAGCUCACGCAACCUGGACGUCGACCAGAAGAGAUGUUUCAGCUGAGGCAGCAUGGUGGAGGCAGUGGCCCUCUGUGUAUGAACCCUCCUAAUGUAUCGCCGGAUACAAUUGCGACUUAUCGACCAUGGACCCAGGGCACUCGUGCCAAGAUCAUCAGCAUUGUUGCCUCUGUCGUGUUGAUUGUUGGUGUAUGCGUCAUCUUUGGUCUGAAGGGCAAAGGUGAAGGCUUGGAUGUCGAUGAUAGUAUUUUCGUUGUCUGGACUUGCAUACCUACCAUCAUCUUCGCUGCUAUUGCUGUAUUCUGGACUCGUAUCGACAUCGACAACCGACGCCUGGCCCCUUUUUUGAAGCUCACUACUACCAAGCAUCGUUUUCAGGAGUCCCUAGGACUAUCCUACAUGAACGAAUUUGGCCUCCAUACAGCUGGAAAAGCUAUGAAGACACAGGACUGGGCAGUCUUUCUUGCCAAAUGCACGGCCAUGCUUGGCUGGUUAAUGCCAAUUUUUACUGCAGGACUGUUUGCCGUUUCUCAAGUUGCGCAAACGGCCAACCUUGAGCUUCGACCAGAAACAACUUUUGCUUCUACAAGCAAGUCGUUGAGUUCCGCUGUUGAUGGCGACAUAAUCGACCAGGUCCUCAUACAGCAGACACCGAAGUACCCGAGAUGGACUUGGGAAGACGUGGCCCUUCCAGAGCUUUCUUUAGUGAGCCACCCCAGCUCGUGGCCACUCCCAAAUACUGAACUCGUGGCUAAAGUUCCCGGCCUCAGAAGUAAACUCAAUUGCGAGACCGUAUCUUUUGAUCAAGGAGAGGGCGCAGAUUUGCAAUGUGUACCUUUGAGGGGAUCGAAGAAACAAAGCAUUUGUGGCGCGGACCAAUCUCGCACUGCACUUGUUGCUUCAUCCUGCUCACAACUUCCUUCCUCGUACCCAAUCAAGUAUGUUUGGGGUAGCUGUGCUGGUGAUGGGUUGAUAUCGGUCAUGAUGUGCAAUCAAUCACUUGUUGAGGUAACCGUUGACACAACGUUUCGCACCGAGGAUUUGUAUAUCAACACAAACGAAAUCCCCAUCGUCAAUGCAUCAAGCGAGCAGCCGUCAAAUGUUAAAGCAGAUAUCACAAGCGUUUAUGCAGCAUUUGAUGAUGUUGGUGCUGAUGACAAAAAGUUGAUAGGACUAGACGGCUUCUUUCGCACUUUAGUGCUUUCAAGGCUACCAACUACACUAGAGCGCAUUGUCAUGCCCGAGAGACAAAAUUCCGUCUCCCAGGCAAUCCGCCAACUUCAUGGGAUUAUAGCUGCGCAAGCCAUCAACGGGGAAUUGAUACGACGCCCCUUGGCCAACAAGCUUCGUAUUCGUGAUGAUUCUCAACCAAUCAUCCCAGCACAUGUCGACUAUGUUAUCCCACGUUUGAUGCAGGGCAAUGUGCAAACUUUUGUCCUCAUUGGCCUACUUGUAUUUACACUUUUGUUUGGAUUGUUGUCUCUCCGCACAGCAUCGCGUGGUACUCUGCCAAAAAGCCCUGGAAGCAUCGCCGCUCAAGCAAGUCUCCUCGCAGACUCGUCCUUGUGGUGGCGCCUCCCAGACGGAGCUGAAUGGAUGGAAGAUGAUGACUUGGCACGAUGCCUGCGCCGAAAGACCUUCCAUCUUGGAUGGAGUCAAGGGGCUUCAGGAAACCAAACCUACGGCAUUUAUAUCGUGCAAGAUGAAGGCAAGGCCGCACGACCAACCGGCGCAUCGCAAACAACCGCCGAUAAUAGUGAAGGAUCAAAAGGCGUCCGAUACAUCAGCAUGGCGCCUGGUGUAUACUCAUACAAUGACAUAAAAUCAUGA
Messenger RNA from Fusarium poae, 3039 nucleotides. RefSeq lists its product as uncharacterized. The coding region runs from base 1 to 3039 and encodes 1012 amino acids. Lineage: Eukaryota; Fungi; Ascomycota; Sordariomycetes; Hypocreales; Nectriaceae. The transcript is spliced from 2 exons. The record is from RefSeq and is a predicted model, not a curated record.